Molecule: messenger RNA, 1880 nt
Organism: Neltuma alba
Lineage: Eukaryota; Viridiplantae; Streptophyta; Magnoliopsida; Fabales; Fabaceae
Product: BTB/POZ and MATH domain-containing protein 3
Exons: 4
Coding region: 327-1598 (423 amino acids)
Biological process (GO): protein ubiquitination
Molecular function (GO): protein binding
Source: RefSeq, a predicted model, not a curated record
CGAAUCCUUCACAAUUUUGAUGAAUCAAAUUUCGAGCACUUGCUCUCUAGGGGUGCUCGCCCAUUUUAUAGCGAACGGCCGUCGCAUCUUUCUCUGUGCCUGUAUAGUGUCUGUCCAAGCCCGGGGUUUAACGGCAUCACGCUUUCUUUCCCGUUCUCCCCCUCCUCACUGUGACUCCGCCGCUGUUCUUCUCUUCCCGCACCCCCGGACCCUUCACCACUCUGCGACCCAGUUGCCUGCGCCAGGGCUUCUUUCGUUGUUCUCCUUUCUCCAGUCUUGGCCUUCAUGGUCUGUUUUACCCCUAGGGUUUUAGUGUCUUGCUUGUGAUGUCCCUUAAACCCUCAGGAACCUUUGAAUUGGAAGAAAGACUGGGUAAUUUCAAGCCCUUCUCUGAGUCGGGAUCGUGCUCUAGGUCCAUUAGCGAGACGGUUGAUGGGUCGCAUCAAUUCACCAUAAAGGGAUAUUCUUUGGCCAAAGGGAUGGGUGCUGGCAAGUAUAUAAUGAGCGACACUUUCAGUGUUGGUGGUUACGAUUGGGCCAUAUAUUUUUACCCGGACGGCAAGAACCCCGAGGACAAUUCCAUGUAUGUUUCGGUCUUCAUAGCGUUGGCGAGCGAGGGAACCGACGUGAGAGCUUUGUUCAAGUUGACUUUGGUGGAUCAGAGUGAAAAGGGGAAUGACAAGGUACAUAGCCAUUUUGAUCGCCCGCUGGAGAGUGGACCCUAUACGUUGAAGUAUAGAGGCAGCAUGUGGGGUUACAAAAGAUUUUUCAGAAGAACACUAUUGGAAACUUCAGAGUAUCUGAAAGAUGAUUGCCUUGUAAUGCAUUGCACUGUUGGUGUGGUCCAAACACGUUUUGAGGGAAGUAAACAAAGUAUUAUCAUACCACGGUCAGACAUGGGUCAAGAUUUUAAGGGCUUGUUAGAAACUGGAGUUGGUUGUGACAUACUUUUCAAGGUCAAGAAUGAAAGCUUUAAAGCCCAUAAGUUGAUACUUGCAGCACGGUCUCCUGUGUUUAGAGCACAGUUUUAUGGACUUGUUGGGGAUCCUUGCAUCAACGAAGUAGUGGUGGAGGAUAUCGAGCCGUUUAUCUUCAAGCAGGUAAUGCUUCUCUUCAUUUAUACAGAUGAACUUCCUGAUAUCUAUCAAAUCGUGGAUUCAGUGCCGCUGCCCAUGUGCACACAUACUGCCAUGAUGCAGCAUCUAUUGGCUGCCGCUGAUCUGUAUAAUAUUGAUCGUCUGAAAUCAUUAUGUGAGUCAAAAUUGUGUGAAGAUAUCAGUACUGAUACGGUUGCAACAACACUUGCAUUGGCUGAGCAACACCACUGUCCACUGCUUAAGGGCAUCUGUUUAAAAUUUAUCGUGAAUCCAUCAAACCUGGGAGCGGUAAUGCAAUCUGAAACAUUCGUGCACUUGAAGGAGAGCUGUCCCUCCAUGUUGUUGGAGUUGCUGGAGACAUUUGCUUCUGCAGAUGAAAGCUCGAGCCAGACAUUGAGCAGGAAGAGAAGUGGCAGCAGCAUAUAUGGGCAAGAUUUAGCAGAUGAGGGUGCUGCCGAAUCAGUUAAUCCAAAUGGUAGACGUAUCAGGAGGCGGACUUAAUUUGAUUUGAGGUGAGGAUGCUGCUGAAUCAGCGCCCCCCCUCCCCCCCCAAAAAAAACAAAAGAAAACAAAAAAGCAGCAGCCUGACAACACAAAAUAUUGUGUGACAUAGAACGUUUUCUAUGUUGACAUUUUUAUCAGGCGGUACUUUGUAAUUAUCUCUGGGAAUGAAUAUAGUGUUAAUUGUUGAGAAAUAUAGCUGAAUGCUUGAACUUUUGCUACAUAAAAAUUGCAUUUGAUAGGUGAAUGAAUCAAUGGUGCUAAAUGGAUUCUGACCAGCAA